CGCGAGAAGGACAGGGGGGGAGACAGUUGCUGGGAUAGCCAAUCGUGUGGGAUUUGUGCUCUUGCGUUAAUCAAUCCCGAUUUUUUUUAACCACGCCCUGCGGCGUGUUCCUUUGUGUGUAUGUGGCACGCGCAACAUAAACUACAGUAAAGAGUCCUCAGAGUUCGUGACCGUAGAGAUAUACAGGGUAGGUUAGCACUUCUUGUUAAUCCUGCAGAGACGUGGAAUUUGCAUUGCAGCCAAGUACGAUGUUUACAAUGGGAAGAUUAGGGCUGUAAAUACACUUCAGAAUUCAUAUUCAGUUUCGUAUCAGAUUGACUGAUAUUGAUGCAACGCUAUGCGAUUCUGGGAUUUGCACUUUGGUGAGCCACCAGUCCCUUGAGGCAGAGAAGGUUUAAAGGCAUUGUAAAAUUGGCAGUCUUAUGAUGCCAAAGCACUGAAUCAUGGUAGUUAAAGCGUCAGACUGCAUUAACUCUACAGUGAUCAGGCAUGGGCAAACUUGUGCCUUCUAGCUGUUUUGGACUUCAACUCCCACCAUUCCUGACGGCCUCAGGCCCUGGUGUAGAUACACCCUGAGAUAAAGGGAUUGUUAUGGUGUCCUUGUAGCAGCUUUGGAUGUCCUUUUAAGGGAGAAAGGUGUUUCUCGUGGUUGCUAAAAAUGCAAAACUGCCAUAAACAGGCCCAUAAGUAUUUUACAUACACACACACACACAUAUCAUAGCUGAGCUGCAAGACCAAGAAUAAGUCAAAAGAUCUGGCUAUGGUGACACAACCUGAUGCUUCCACCAGCAACAUAAUUGAGUUGGAGAGGGCUAUCACAGCACAGUGGUGAAUCCUGGGGUAAGUUUUGGAAGCUGAGGAAGGAAGAAGACAAAACCAGCUUUCACAAUCCCCCCCACCCACCAAAAAAAAAAAAAUACAUAUGAGCAUCAGGUGGAUUUAUGCAUGCAAAUGUCACAGACACAAACAAGUUCCUGGAUCACCUUGACAGCAUCUACCCAAACAUCCAAUUCACCAUGGAAAAAGAAAACAAAGGAAAACUGCAAUUUCUAGAUGUUCUCGACAUCCGCAAACCCACUCAAUAAUUGGGCCACACAGUUUACAGAAAACUUACACACAUGGAUAAAUACCUUCAUAAAAACUCCAACAAUCACCCAAGUAAAAAAAGAAGCACAAUCAUAGCUCUGACAGACCGUGCAAAAAGAAUCUGCGGACCCCACCUCCUCCAAGGUGAACUAAACCACCUAAACAGGCCAAUGGAUGCUCCACCACUAACAUCAGAAGAGCUACAAGGCCAAGAACAAGCCAUGAGAGUAAAGACAAAGAUCCACCCAGAGGAAAAGUGUUCUUACUGUACAUCAAGGGAACCACUGGUCACAUAGGGAAGCUGAUGGAGCUGAUGAAGAAACACAACCUACAAACUAUCUACAGACCCACAAAGAAAAUCCAACCAGCAAAAGACAAGAAGGAUCCUCUCACCUCUGCAGGAGUCUACUGUAUACCAUGCAGCUGUGGACAAGUCUACAUAGGGACUACCAAACGCAGCAUUGCCCAAACACGAAUAAAGGAACAUGAAAGGCACUGCAGACUAACUCAACCAGGGAAGUCAGCCAUAGCAGAGCACUUGAUGAAGCAACCUGGACACAGCUCACUCAUCGCCCCUUCCCCAAACUAGUCAAUCUCUAGUCACCCCGAAUCCCUCUGUCACCCUCCAGUCCCCUCAGAAAUCCCAAGGUCUCAAAAACACCAUAUUUUUCUUUAUUUUCCCCUCUUCAUUCAUUCUCCAUAUUGUCUUGUCCUUAGAUUACCUGACCUACUAACCCAGAAACUGCGUUCACCUUACCCGCGGAUACCGAGAUCUGUCGUUACUCCCUUGGUAUCCAUGGAUCAUUGCCCUAUGCUUCCCCUUCGACCCCCGAGCCCCCAUAUGAGACCCCCGAACCCCCUUAUCCAACCCCCUGCUCCAUAGGUGUCCCAGUUCCCCUGAGAGAGCCUCCAUAUUUGCCAAUUUCUACUUUUUCCUUUUUGACCAUGUAUUCUCUUCAUCAUAAUUCCCUUGCAUGCAGCCCAAUACCAAUCCCAUAAUCCAUACCGACACUAGCUCCCAUGGAUACUGAAACCUGCUGGGGUUCCUCCGGUAUCUGACAGUUUCUUCUGUUUUUUCCCCUUCCCCAUGGGUCUCAGACAACUUAUCUUUUGGGUUCUCUCGCUAUCCACAGAUCUAAUAUCUUUUCCUUUUUAUAUUUUUAAAUGUCUUUUUUAUACUUUAGCUUCUCCGCCAUGGGUGCCCAGGGUCUCCGCAGGGUCGGGUCCCCCUUGACAUCCAUAUGUCCUUAGCCCCAUGGGUAUUGGGCCUCUGCGAGGUCGUGUCCCCCCACUAUCCGCGGGACUCCUUUUGUGUGUUUUAUUAAUAUUUCUAUAUUUUAUGUUUUACUAUAAACCAUUGGAGACUGAAGUCACUCAGAGUGAUCUUGGUGACCUUUUGUCAGCAUUCCUUGACCUGGGAAUUCCUUCCAGCUGUUUUCCCAGUCAUCAUCUCUUAAUGAUGUACUCAGUCAUCUAUCAUCUGUGAUCCAUAGACUGUGCAAAGACAACAGCCUUCGGAGUUGGAUCACCUGUUUAUUGUGCAACUACUUGGACAUUUCAAAAGACACUCAUCAACUUGGCAUGACAGUUCCUGUGGUGGAGAGGAUCAUGCCCUGUUUUCCACAAUGACAUUUCCCCUUUCCAAGUAAUGGAUUCAUAAUCCCAUCAUCUUUGAUAAUAUUUGCAGUUGGAAAUACAAAGGACACUGGUUCAGAGUAAUCAGCCUGUGGGAUCUGGGUUCAUGAUAUCAAUCUCCAAAGACAAUAAAAUCCAGGGGACUUGAUAUUCCCCACUGUUCGUUCCUAAGUUGGGACAAGGUUUUGUUCCCAUGUCAGAAGUGACUUGAGACACUGCAAGUUGCUUCUGGUGUGAGAGAAUUGGUUGUUUGGAGGGACGUUGCCAAGGGGACGCCCGGAUGUUUGAUGUUUUACCAUCCUGUGGGAGGCUUCUUUCAUGUCUCUUGGGACAAAGUAAUCCACUCACAACCCAUUUCAGCACCUUUGUCUCCUGGACUCUCUCACCCUGCUUCAGCCAUUGGACUGAGGGAAAUCUACAUUGGAGGCAAGGAACCUUUUCCCAUUGGCCGACAGGUGCCGCAGUCCUGCCUCUGCAAGGAGUCCUUUCUGACGUCAUCUGGGCUUGGCCAAUCACGGCAAGGUUGGGUCCAGCUGAGAGGGAGUGGGAAAUUCAAACAAAUUAUAUAAAAAUGUCUGGUUUUGCUAUGUAUGGUAUCUCAUCUUAUUUUGGCAGAUUAUUUGAAGCUGACUGAAUACCUCAAUGGCUUCUUCUUCAACUUGGUGAGCUUUAUUUAGAAACAUUAGGCUUCUCACUCGCCAGGUGCAUGGACUCACAAGGACGGCUGAUCACUGAUGCCGGUUGUCACUUAUCGGACUCGGUAUCCAUGCCUCAGGUUCUGGUAUCAGUGACUCGGAUCUCACUAUCUGCGGCUGUUUUACAUUUCUCUAUUUCACUGGGAAAGAAAGGUGACGUGUGUGUUUGGGGAAGGGAGGCAGGAAGGAAAGAGCCACAAAGUUCUCUAGGAGGCAUUGUGAGGCCCUCUUAGGGCUAUAGAAGGGAGAAAUGGGAGGGGAAGAAAAAGAAGAGAAAAAGAAGGGAAAGGAGAAGGGAGGGAGGGAUAGAAGGAAGAGAAAGAAAAGGGAGAAAGGUAUGAGGAGAGGGAAAGAAAGAAGGGAUGACAGCAGAAGGCUGUACCCCUUCUGACACCCAAGCAAUGCUGGAUAGAUAUGCUACCUGACCAUAUAACACAGUUUCAAACUCCUUUAUAUGGCAGUGUAGAUCCAGCCAAAGUCUUUAUCAGUCCAUGAUGUCUUAGAAUAAUGCAUGGCUCAAACUUUGGUUGUCCUCCAGUGCUGCUAAUCAUCAGAAGUUGCCGGAAAGCCUGGUCUCAUGAGUCACUUCCUUCCUAAUUGCCAUGUGUGUUAUAGAGCCCCUUGAGACAUACAGCAGUUUUGUGUAUGCCUUCUUCACAGAGCUGGGUUAAAGGGUGUUUCUGUGCCAGCUACUUCACAAGCACUAGGUUGACUUUGAACCCUACCAAGAAAUAUGAAUGACAGGUACACAAUGUGUUCUAUGUUAUCUGUCCCCUGUCUUUGCCUUUAGUAGAUUGCAACCAUAACCAUGUCCAAAAAUACUAAAGUUUUGGCAAGAGGUUUUCAUCUGAAUAAGCUUUGUAAUAUGAGAAAAAUCAUUUAUAGAGGUAUAUUACUGCUUCUCUCAUUAUAUGAGGACAAAAAUAAGAACCUACCAAGCCAAGACUUCAUGGUAUUUCUAGUCUGUGCUGCAAAGAUAGAAAUAGUAAAAGCAUGGGAGGAGGAAAUAUAAAAUGUAUCAAUACAGAAUAGGAUGAACAGAAUAUGGGCCAUAGAGCACCCUGUGUAUUUUUCCUCUUGUUUCCUACAAUAAACUACAUAAACUAAUGUACUCUAGUCUGCUAUAGAUAUCAAAGAUUCCUAAACUCCCUAUCUUUCUUUUUCUCUGUGUCAAAUAUUUCUAAACUAUAUUUCUGGUUUUGGUUCCACUGUCAAAUUUGUAUACUGCACAGAACUCUCCCCAGAUGUUUCAACAGCACUGGAAUGAAAUAUUUUUUCAAACAUCCCAAGGUGGAGGACAGCUAGUGCUACUCUGUUCUCUCAUGUUUAUUUAUUCCCUGACACAUUUGAAGAUCUAGCAAUCCAGAACGUCUUCAAUUGAUUUUCAGAAUCACCACUACUUUCUUCUUCCUUUAGUUCCUUCUAGUUCUCUUUUCUGAGAAUUAAUUAUUCAAUUAAUUUAUUUCCUCUCUCAUACUCACUAUCACUGGUCAAGUGAUUUUUGUUCUUAGGCAACAUUUCUUGAAGUCGUUCAUGAACUUAGUGGUUAUUAUGUCUGGCCCUGCCACUUUCUAAUGCUACAGAUUUUGUAAAUAUCAGUAAGAGUAAAUGAUAAAAGCAUACUUGUUGGCUGAUGAAGUUUACAAGAUACUGAAAUUUCCAUUUGGAGGAAUUCCUGUGUCUCAAGUGGAGAGCUUGCCUGCAUGAAGGGUCAUUUCAUUUAAUUCCCUUUUGUCUUUCAUGUGAUAAGUAGAUACUGCAAAGACAAACUCAAUGACAUGUGAAAUGUUUGAAUAUUUAGUAUUGUUGAAUCUACAUAGGCAAGAAAAUGUGGAUUUGCCUCAAAUCCACUGCUGGAUAUCCCUAUGAUGUUUGCUGACUUCUGGUGAGUAAUUCAAGUUUUCUUGCUAUACUCAGACUUUGGUCCCUUUUUGGCAAAGUCAAGGGAUGUUCUUGGUCAGAAAACCCCUAAAUGUUGGCUCUCAUGUAGAGGUAUAAGCUAGCAUCCUUUACUGGAGUUGGAACCCCAUGGAGACUAACUUAUUGAGAGAGGGAAGGAGUGACAUUAACAGGUAUGAAGGAAGCAUGCGACUUGAGUACAGAGACCAAAUAAAGAUACAGAAAAGGGUGUCAAAGGUCAGACGCCAACUGAGAGCCAAAAUAUAGUUUAUUAAAGUAAUAGUCCAAAAAUAGUUCAGUAAAUUAACAGAGACUUGAAACACUUAAUCUUCAGUGUUAUCUGGCAGUAAAAGCAGUAAAAGCGCCAAAAGCAUUAAUUGGCAUAUAAUCCGGAUUAACCAGAGAUAUAAUCCGGAUUUAACAUAGAAUACUUACUCAGCCCAAAAGCUCAAAACGGGCUUAAAAUGGCAAAACAAACAAAGACAGUUAUGAAGCCCGAAAAACUUUCCCAAAACCCAGAAGUACAACAGCGAUUCCAAACUGAAACAAGAACCCAAACCAGGCUAAAAAGCUCUUUGCUGUGAGCGGCAAAAACAAGCGAAACUGGAAGACGCUGAAGAGUUAGCGGCAAACCGCUGCAGAGACAAACGCCGAGCCAGGAAUUAAAGGAGCAGAACGCUGUAACGUAGUCAAGCUGGUCCGAAGUCGGGAUAAGGAGAAUGCGUCAGGGUCGGAAACAAAGCCAGUAGUCAGCAACAGUAGACAGCCACAAAGACAGGAACGACACCAAGCCGAGUUUGGGAGCGAAGAGAUAAGCUGAGUUGAGUUCCAGUCCAAGGUCCAAGAGGUGAAGUCGUCACAAGAAGGUCCACGUCAUGGAAUGGCACAAAGAGCCAAGAUAACGGAGGCGAACAGCAGCUAAUGCAAAAUAAUAAUAACAGUGCAGUCCUUGGAAACCCACACAAUUCCAGCCCUCCAUUGCAGAAUAACCCGGAUCAAACUUACAUCUUUUGCAAAGUCCCAAGCCAGUCUUCAGAAUCACGUACAGGAAACCCAAUGGCGCCCAGCAACACCUUGCCACACGCAAAGCAUAAUGACCCAACACCCCCAAUUUAUUUAGGUUUCCUUGGGCAUCCAAACCUCUAACGCCCUUGGAUCAGGUGUCCCAAACCCCUCAUCAGAAUCUGAGCUCCAAACAGCCAACGCCCUUGGAUCAGGCAUCCCAAACUCCUCAUCAGAGUCAAGAUCAUCCUGCCCACACCCAACUCUAUCCACACCUGUGGAACUACCCUCAUUCCUCCAGGCAGACCAUGUGGGAUCUGCUUCUGAAGAUACCCAAGUUUCUCCAGCAUUUACAGCAUCCAUGGACCCAGAUUCCUCCCCAAGAUCCUCUGGAGCCCGCGCUCAAUCUAUGCCAACUUCCUCCAUCACCAUUGGUUCCUCAGCAUCCAUUUCCAGCUCAAGAUCCCCUCCCAAGUCCCCACAUGAAUCUUCCUCAGAAGACUCCUCAUCAAUCUCCCUGAUUCUCUUCCUGUAUAAAUCUUCCAGCGAGCCCUCCUUGCGAGGGUUCUUCCUUCCUCUCCUGCUCCCUCCAUUAUCACUCACAGCCUCAGAAGACUCAUUCACAACAAAGGGCUAAUAAAGGAUAGGAAUUAUCUAGGUACUGACAGACAUUAUUCAAGUAUUGAUGCGUCUUUGCUUCAAAUAUAAAACACUAUUCCAGAAAACUGGCACAUUAUAUGGCAAGAAUGUGUUUGGAGUAGCUAUGUUAAUCCUUAUACCCCCUUGCACAGUUUUUUUUAGAAUAUCUGUCCCUUUAGUUAGUUUGAGGUUUGCCCAUUGCUAAAUAGUUGGGUAAUGAGGAUGAAGAAUAGGAUACUGGCUAGAAAUUUCACAAAAACAAUGGUUGUUCGCAAAUGAAAAGAAAUACAUGAUAUUUUGUGUGGGGUUCCCAUUGGAAGGAAUUUAAGCAGUCCUUCUUACAGGUUAAGUUCCUAAAAUAAGCCUAUUAUUAUCUCUCGGUUCUCUGAUUUCUUCCAGUCCAUACCAUCAAAGAGCUGAGCUGGAUAGACUUGCAGAUGUGUGGAAUUCUCCUUCACCCCACCCAGCUGUGAAGAAUAUAUGAUUGGAAAGUUGAGAAAGAAGAAAAUGUUAUCACCUGGAUCUGAAAACAUGAGCCUUUGAUAUGGGUCUUGAGUAAUAUAACUUUCAUGAAAUCACAAAUUAAAGAAGGUACUACUUGCACCAGAUUAUGAGCUUGAAGUCCUGGUGUUUAUGAGAGACAGUGGCAAUAUCUGUGAUCUAGCAAACCAAGUGUGUUCAACAGGUGAUGAAUACCAAAACAAUGAUCUGCGUAGAAAAGGAUUCUUUCCAUCUUUCUCCAGAAGCAUGACAAAUUGUAAAUGGAUUUUUAAUGACCAAGAACUCAACAGACAGUGCUGUGUUAACAAGUACUCACAGAUUUUAAAAAAUUAUUCCUGAAUUUUGUUGCUGGACUGUAGCAACGCUUAUCUUUUGAAAGGACACACAGGAUUCUCUAAACAAUAUUGUUAGAAGUAGGAGAGAAAAUGUCCCAGGAACUUAAUCUCAGCUUACUUAAAGGCCUGGAGCAAAAGAUUAUUUUAGAAGUCCUGCAUCGUGAUGAAACAUUGAGAGAGGUAGAUGAAGAAAGAAUAAGGAACCUGAAACUGCAGCUGCAGCAGCUUCGCUGGAAGGGAGCAAAAAGCACAAGUGAUGUAAAUCAUGUGAAGUCGUGUGCCCGUUGCCAGAAGUCUCUUGGAAGGCUAUUCAACAGAGGUGCUGUAUGCAAUGGGUGCAGCCAGCAAGUUUGUUCUGGAUGUCGCAUUAUUCUGAAUCCCUCCUUGUGGAUGUGCACCAUCUGCUAUGCUUACGAGGAUAUGAAAGUGAAAACAGGAGAGUGGUUCUUUGAGAUCCGAACAAAGAAAUUCCCCACUGAAGGCAGACGUGCAACUGCUAGUGCAAAGCUCUUGAAAUAUUUUCAAGAACUAAGCAAUAUAUCAGUGGUCCCUCCAACUCCCCCUCCAUUUGCAGAGUCCACAAGUGGAAUUAAUACUGUGGAACUUGACCAGAAUAAAAGUUUCCAUAGAUCUAUGGAAAACCUGUUUCUGUCUUUAACUUCACAUAUCAGAAAAAUGUCAAAGUCCCAAAAUGAUAUGACAGCUGAGAAGAAUUUUCUAACAGCAACUUUUGGGCAGCAAAUAGAUUCAAUUAAGGAAAGGAGAAGCCUCUCUGACCCUGCUGUUGACAUUGCAUCCAAGGGAUUAAAGGAUGCCCCGAGUCUCCUUCAUCUGCUAACUGGAGAAGAAGACAGCAAUGGAACUGAUUCUAAAAAGACUUCUAGCGAAGAGUGCAGUCUGUCCAGUUCCACAAGUGAGGCUGUAUUUUCUGCAGGUGUAAGAAGUAAUAGUUUAUACAGCAUUAACAGCACAUGCACAGAGGCUGGCAACUUUGAGAGAGUAGAUGUCAGUGGUGAAAUAGAAUUUGCCAUUGCAUAUAUCUUCAGAACCGGGACUUUAGAAGUGUGCAUUAGUGCCUGCAAGAACCUGGCUUAUGGAGAGGAGAACAAGAAAAAAUGCAACCCGUACAUCAAGACUUGCUUGUUGCCUGAUAAGUCUCCGCAGAGUAAACGGAAGACCUCCAUUAAAAAGAACACACUGGAUCCAUUGUUCCGAGAAUCGUUUAAGUAUAAGGUUGAGUACUCGCAGCUGCAAACCCGACAGCUUCAGGUGUCUGUGUGGCACUCGGGAACAUUCAAGCGCCGAGUAUUCCUUGGAGAAGUGGUGAUCUCAUUUGAAUCUUGGGAUUUUGAAGAUAAUUCAACUCGAUCAUUUAACUGGUAUCAACUCCAAACAAAGCCUGAAAAAUCUGGAGAUAAUGUGGCUCUAUACAGUGGAGAACUCCAAGUCCGUGCAAAGUUGGUUUUACCUUCAGUAGGGAGAAAAGAAAAGGCACACCCUGAAUACCAACUUCAUGUUAUAAUACUUGGAGCCAACAACCUGCCCAAGAUAAGACCUGAUGGCCUAUUAAACCCAUUUGUUAAAGGCUGCCUGUGCCUCCAGGGACAAAAGGACGUAAGGCAAAGGACUCCUGUGCUGAAGAAGCAAACUCACCCACAGUGGAACCACCUGUUUGUGUUUAAUGGGGUCACCACAUCUCGGCUGCAGCAGUCUUCUCUAGACCUAACUGUAUGGGAUCAAGUAUCAUUUGGCUUACGCGAUCAGUUCUUGGGUGGAGCUCGGCUUGGAAAAUCAGGGAAUUCUAAAUUCCUCCCCAAACUGUAAACCCAAGGAUUCCAUGGAAUGAGGCCCUGGAAACUACGUAUUGAGCAUCACUGACCUAGGUAUGGCUUGCUACAGUAUAAAUCUGAUACAACUAUGCAGUGUGGAUAAGUUUCAGGUUCUCAAGUGUUCUCCUGUCUGGAACAUGAGGAUAACAAUUAUAUGCAGUAGACAUGUGGAAAAGGCUCUCUUUGUGCUUGUAGCUACAAGAAAAAAGAUUUUCUUCUAUGGAAAUGCGUGCUUAAAGCAUGGUUUGUGCAGCAUGGGGAGUGUCUAUGGUUUGCAUGUGGUCUGCUACUUAAUUUUAUCUGUCCUGUGAUCGUCCUUCUGACUCUCAGUGGGUUGAUCUAGAUCAGUGUUUCUAAACCUGUGGGUCCCCAGAUAUUUUGGCCUUCAACUCCCAAAAUUCCUAACAGUUGGUAAACUAGCUGAGAUUUCUGGGAGUUGUAGGCCAAAACACCAGGGGACCUACAGGUCGAGAACCACUGAUCUAGACUGAUCUCUUCCCUGUUCUCUGAUGAACAGCUAGGCUAAGUAGCAUUUGGAGGGAGUGGAAAGUUUCAAGUCUCCUCUCCCCAAUGAUCCUAAUGAAAACCACCCCCCUUUGUGCCUCCCCCCCACUGUUCUGAACAUUUGAUAACAGCUGAGUUGUGGUAAAAAGUUAUUCCCGUCUGGAUCAAGGAGACAAUUUUCACUUCUUUGGAGAGGCAGAAUAUAGAGGGUAGCUUGCCCUCAGCUAACUUAGCAAAGGGAAGAGGAGGAGAAAGUGGGAAAUAUUUCCUCUUCACAAUAGACUCCCAAUAGACCAGUGGUUCUCAACCUGUGGGUCCCCUGAUGUUUUGGCCUUCAACUCCCAGAAAUGCUAACAGCUGGUAAACUGGCUGGGAUUUCUGGGAGUUGUAGGCCAAAACACCUGGGGACCCACAGGUUGAGAACCACUGCAAUAGACUCAGAAACAACCUGUUGCACUCUCUCCUGGCUUUUGUCUUUCCUCCCUGGUUUUGAGAUUAAAUGUUAUAGGAUGCGUGGAGGUGGGGACACACUGUGUCUUAAAUUAAAGAAAUGGAGAACACAAAGGGCUAUCCUAUUGGUUCUUGGCACAGUUAUUUGACAAACCCUAUUACUAUUCUUCCUCCAGUCAGCACACAUCCCAAGAGGGAGUCCAUGUGGAAGUCAAGCCUCCCUAGUGAGAUUCAGCAUCUCCUUCCUGCAGCUUGUGCUAUGUUUUGAGAAUCACUGACCUACUUGUGACUUGCUGAAUUAACCCAUUGUCUACUCCAUGAUUGUUCCUUGUUCUGGCUCUCCUGCAGAACGGCCUCCUCCUUGGCAAACUAGCAAAGGAAAAAGGAACACUGACAUGCCAUUAGCAACACUAAUUGGAACAGCCUUCAGCUUGUUUGGUAUCCUGCUGGGCACUCUCUCUGUGACAAUCCAUGCUUUCCCCACUGCCAAAGACCCAUCUAGUUAAAAACUGGUCAGACACAAAGCCUUUACAAUUGAACCAUUUCACUGCUGCAAACCCAGUUAUGUAGUUUGCCUAACAUCUGAGAUGAUUUAAACAAAAUGUGAAAUAUAUCUGUUAAUUGGGCCGUAGCAGCUACAGCAAUAUGUUUGUACUGUAGGAGAAUGUAUGGUUCACACAUUUAUUUGGCUAGUGACCAAGAAAAGGCCAAAAUACUACAGCAUAGCAUAUGUGUCUUGCUGGUGGAAUUAUGCUAUGGCUCCCUGCACACAAACCCUAGUACUUGUGUUUUUGCUGUGAUGGCCUCUGGAAUUAUUAUUUUCCCUCAUCACAUAGAAAUGCCAGUUCUUUUGAAAUGUAUUGGGGUAGAAAUCAGUCUUAGUUUUCUUUUCCCUUCUCAGUUUACAUGUAAGCAUUAAACACAGAAACUGAUAGAAUUCUUAGCUUAGAUAUGUGCUGUCUGAUAACCAUCAUGGUGACUCCCUUGAGAUACUCUAAUAGUGAAAAUCUACAUAUAAUACCUCAUUGAAUUAUAAAGGCAUAUAUUGGUGCAGAAUACAAAGUUUUUCCGAGGAAAAUCAGAGUAAUUAAAUGGGCAGAAACACGAUUGCUCAUUCUCACUUUCUUCUG
Molecule: messenger RNA, 11705 nt
Organism: Anolis carolinensis (green anole)
Lineage: Eukaryota; Metazoa; Chordata; Lepidosauria; Squamata; Anolidae
Gene: sytl3
Product: synaptotagmin like 3
Exons: 17
Coding region: 7883-9616 (577 amino acids)
Biological process (GO): exocytosis; intracellular protein transport
Cellular component (GO): exocytic vesicle; plasma membrane
Molecular function (GO): small GTPase binding; neurexin family protein binding
Source: RefSeq, a predicted model, not a curated record